UUGCAGUUUGCUUGUUGGGGAUGCGGGAUUAAGUUCGCAUUUGCGUUGUGAUCAGCUGUGAAUCCGACGCGGGGUAGACAAGUUGCUGUGUUUUCGUUUUGUGAAUGCUUACAAGGACAGAAAAGUGGAAAACAGAUCGAUUUGCUUGUGUGAAAACAGUUUCCGGCAGUCAGGUUUAUGGAAUAGGCGGGAAAGCAGUGUGCAAGCACCAUUGAACACUUUUUGCGCUGGCAGCAGCUGGGCGUUAAAUUCCUUUGUCAUCUCCGUAGAGAUAGCUAUGGUGUAGGAGCAGCCAUUUGGAAGCUUGCUUCUUCUUGCUGUUCGUAGUUAUCGUUGGUCGUCGACGUUUUUCGCGUUUAUUUAUAUUGAAGUUGUUUGUUUAUCCUGCGUUAUUCUUUAAUUUGCUGUUGGUGUGAUCGAGCUGGUGUGAAUAAAAAAAAACAAAAUGGCUUGGUCGCAAAAGCAAUUCAUAUUCGCGCUUACAAUGGUGGUUACGGGCUCUAUUAACACGCUCAGCACAAAAUGGGCUGAUAAUAUCGAAUCCGAAGGCUCGGAUGGUCAAGUACGACGGUUUGAGCAUCCGUUCGUUCAGGCCUGUGCAAUGUUUCUCGGAGAGUUUCUUUGUUUACUUGCAUUCAAAGCCGUAUACUAUCAUCUUCGCCGCAAGAACAAUGGUGCUGAAGACCGGCAUGAUCUCGUACAGGGCAAUCGUGAGUUCAGUCCCUUCAUCUUAUUUGUGCCGGCUAUGUGCGAUAUGCUGGCGACCUCCAUUAUGUACGUCGGACUCAAUCUGACCUACCCCUCUAGUUUCCAGCUGCUGAGAGGAUCGGUCAUAAUUUUUGUUGCUAUACUGAGUGUCGCAUUCUUGAACCGCACACUGGUGAAGCGCGAAUGGUUCGGGAUCGCCUUUAUCAUGCUCGGGCUGGUCGUGGUUGGCAUGUCCGAUGUGCUAUCGAACGAUAAUACGGGUUCACAGUACACUAGGAACAAUGUCAUCACUGGCGAUCUGCUUAUUAUACUGGCCCAAAUUAUUACGGCGGUGCAAAUGGUGUACGAGGAGUACUAUGUGACCGCACUGAACAUUCCAGCUCUGCAAGCAGUGGGAUGGGAAGGGUUCUUCGGUUUUUCCGUGCUCGGAACUCUCCUGCUGCCCAUGUAUUUUAUUCACGUGAUGUAUCCGUUCAACAGCAAUGCGCACGGAGUGCUUGAAGAUUUGCCCGAUGCUCUCGCUCAGCUCGCUAACAAUUAUCAGCUCAUCAUCGCCAUUUGCGGUAUGAUCGUGUCGAUUGCAUUUUUCAACUUUGCUGGCAUUAGUGUGACGAAGGAAAUAUCUGCGACCACGCGGAUGGUGCUCGAUUCCGUUCGAACGCUUGUCGUGUGGAUGGUUUCGCUACUGUUGAUUUGGCAAAAGUUUCAUUACCUGCAGCUGAUUGGGUUCGCUGGGCUUUUGUUCGGCAUGUGCCUAUACAAUGAUAUUAUCAUUUUACAAACGUACCGUCGUGUACGGGUCGCUCUGUUGUUGCGUAUCGGCCGUCAGUCGGCUGAUGGAAUGAGCGAAGUUAUUAUUAAUCGGCAAGCAGAUGAGCCGGACCGUUAGACUGAACAAACAAACAAAAAGAAAGAAAGGCUGAUCUGGCGAUCUGGUGCAGCAAAUGUUCGGGAAUGCUCGUUUCUUGUAUGUGUGUAUAAUGUUGUAGCUCUUGAGCUGGUACUCUCCGAUGUGCGUAUCAUAUAAAGUAAAACAAAUAUCUCAAUCAAUAUUAAACCUUUAUUGGUAGGGGAAUAAACGUGAAACAAAUCUGAUGCUACUUCUAA
Molecule: messenger RNA, 1815 nt
Organism: Anopheles funestus (African malaria mosquito)
Lineage: Eukaryota; Metazoa; Arthropoda; Insecta; Diptera; Culicidae
Gene: Tango9
Product: solute carrier family 35 member F6
Exons: 5
Coding region: 446-1597 (383 amino acids)
Biological process (GO): pyrimidine nucleotide-sugar transmembrane transport
Cellular component (GO): intracellular membrane-bounded organelle; Golgi membrane
Molecular function (GO): pyrimidine nucleotide-sugar transmembrane transporter activity
Source: RefSeq, a predicted model, not a curated record